Messenger RNA from Dioscorea cayenensis subsp. rotundata (Guinea yam), 987 nucleotides. Its product is annotated as transcription factor MYB1-like. The record is from RefSeq and is a predicted model, not a curated record. The transcript has 3 exons. The coding region runs from base 116 to 883 and encodes 255 amino acids. Lineage: Eukaryota; Viridiplantae; Streptophyta; Magnoliopsida; Dioscoreales; Dioscoreaceae.
CUCUAUAUGAUGAAAGUUCUACCUUAAUUAGUUGCUAUAAAUCUAGUAACACAGCAUGCUUGAUGAAUUCCAUUCUUGAGCACCAAAAGCGGUAAUAGCACUAGUUGUUGAUAAGAUGGGGAAGUGUAUGGCUAAAGAUGGAAACACUUCAGCCCUUCGUAGAGGAGCAUGGAGUGAGGAAGAGGAUUCACGGCUGAGGAGAUGCAUGGAGAAGUAUGGUGCAAUAAAAUGGUGCGACGUGCCCUCCAAAGCAGGUCUGAAUCGAUGUCGGAAGAGCUGUAGGCUUAGGUGGCUGAACUAUCUCAGUCCAAGCAUCAAGAGAGGGAGGUUUGAAGAUGAUGAGGAGGACCUUAUCAUUAGGCUCCAUAAGCUCCUUGGCAAUAGAUGGUCACUAAUUGCAGGAAGACUCCCAGGAAGGACAGCCAAUGAUAUCAAGAAUCACUGGAACACUCAUUUAAGCAAAAAGAGUACCGCCAAAGAGAAGUUAUGGAACCCCAAAAUUAUUGCUAAAGGUACCGCCGGUAUAAAGCCAAGAGAGAAAAAAGGAGAAUUUAAGAUCAUCAAGCCACAACCUUGGACCAUUCCAGUGAACUGGAGCUGGUUGAAGGAUCAACCAGGGCACCAAGGACAUUUGCAAGACAAGUCUGGAAUUAAUGUAGAUCCACUACCACCAUCAGCGAACAAUAUUAAUGUCGCAAGGAAAAAGAGUGCAGCAGUCAUCCCUGAGAAGCUUGAUGAUGUCUUCUUGGACAUUGAUGGUAUGAUAGUCGGGGAAAUGCAGACCAGCUUUGAAGUUGGGAAUAUUGGAGGAAAUGGAGAUGGUGAGUUCUUUCUGCAAGAAGAUGCAGGAUGGGCUUCUUUUCUUCUGGACAUGGAUUUCUAGAACAUUUUACUAUUUUAUGUAAUUACUUCAUAAUUAAUCUUUCCGUGAAUCAGAAGGAUGAUAAGCCUCCGAAUAUUAUCUAUAACAUGUUGGCUUAAUUAUUA